Molecule: messenger RNA, 1194 nt
Organism: Neogale vison (American mink)
Lineage: Eukaryota; Metazoa; Chordata; Mammalia; Carnivora; Mustelidae
Gene: TPMT
Product: thiopurine S-methyltransferase
Exons: 8
Coding region: 103-876 (257 amino acids)
Molecular function (GO): thiopurine S-methyltransferase activity
Source: RefSeq, a predicted model, not a curated record
GGACCCUGGGGGCCGGCGGCGGUUCCGGAACCAGCUGCAGGCUGCUGGCGGCGCGCGAGGUGUUGGAGCUCUCUGCUUGGAAGGCAAGGCGUCUCGGGAACCAUGGAGGGUACAAGAACUUUCCUUGAUGUUAAAGAGUACCCUGACGCGGAGGUACAGAGAGAUCAAGUGUUGACUCUGGAAGAAUGGCAAGAAAAGUGGGUGAGCCGCAAAAUUGGAUUCCAUCAGGAGCAAGGGCAUAAGCUAUUAAAGAAGCAUUUGGAUACUUUCCUUAAGGGCGGGAAUGGACUGAGAGUAUUUUUUCCUCUUUGUGGAAAAGCGGUUGAGAUGAAAUGGUUUGCAGACCUAGGACACAGUGUCGUAGGUGUGGAAAUCAGUGAACUUGGGAUACGGGAAUUUUUUACAGAGCAGAAUCUUUCUUACUCAGAAGAACCCAUCACGGAAAUUCCUGGAGCCAAAGUUUUCAAGAGCUCUAAAGGGAACAUUUCGUUGUACUGUUGCAACCUUUUUGAUCUUCCCAGAGCCAAUAUUGGCAAAUUUGACCGGAUCUGGGAUAGAGGAGCAUUAGUUGCUGUGAACCCAGGCGAUCGUGAGCGCUAUGUGGAUGUCGUGCUGUCCCUAACGAGGAAAGGGUUUCACUACCUCUUGGCUAUUCUUUCUUAUGAUCCCACUAAAUACGCAGUUCCUAGCUCAGACGAUACAAGACAGGGAGAAAUGGAUGGCCCUAAUACAAAAGCGAGGUCUCAUGAACUCUGGAGUAGGAGGAAGAGAGACGAUUUGCCCGGCUUGAAUAUAGCCUGUAUGUUUCAUCCCUGCCGUGGGGGACGUGUUAGGUGCACGCCCGCAAACACACACACACACACGCACCGCCUCUAGGACAACGGGUGAGACAUGGAUGUACGGUGAUAGGAAGUGUGCAGAAAAAUCCCCGCACUAUUAUGGCUUUUUACUGCUGAAAUUUUACAAUUUAUUGCAUUCUUUAAUAAUGAUCGUUGUUUUGAACUCAUCAAAGUGAGGUUUUCUUCUGGAUUCCUUUUGAUGGGUUUCAACGUUGUAGGCUUAACCUUUGCCAUGACUGAUCUUUUAUUUCCAGGAAGAAGUGAAAACCAAAUACAUAGACUUUUAUUGUAAAAAUCACCUUUUUGAUUUUUUAACAGUUUUUAAAUUUUUUUUAAAAUGCGGCUUUUUAGGGGC